CUCCGCCCGGCCUCCCAGGAUGCAGCGCGCUGGCGGGAGGUUUGGAGCGGAUGGCUACUGUAUCCGCGUGGGGCCUCCGGUAUGUUGCCGCUGCGUUGAGUUUCAUAAGUAAAAGCCACACCUUUGAUUUACCUACCCUAUCUUCUUUGCUGAUGAAGCUGAAACUACUCUGUGAUGCCUGUUGUCCCAGAUCUUUCUGUUAAUUGCCUAACAACAAACCAGUUUAGAAACAUCAACUGGAAUCAAUUUGCAUUUGAAAAUUAGAUCAGCACAAAGACUUGAUAUUGUGGAAUGACUAGCAAACAAGCAAUGUCAUCUAACGAACAAGAAAGGCUCUUGUGUUAUAAUGGGGAAGUCCUUGUUUUCCAGUUGUCUAAAGGAAAUUUUGCAGAUAAAGAGCCUACAAAAACACCCAUAUUACAUGUCAGAAGAAUGGUAUUUGACAGAGGAACAAAAGUAUUUGUUCAGAAGUCCACUGGAUUUUUUACCAUAAAGGAAGAAAACUCUCACUUAAAAAUCAUGUGUUGCAACUGUGUGUCAGAUUUCAGAACUGGAAUUAACCUCCCUUAUAUUGUGAUAGAAAACAAUAAAAAAAAUAAUGUUUUUGAAUAUUUUUUACUAAUCCUUCACAGUACCAAUAAAUUUGAAAUGCGUUUGAGUUUUAAACUAGGCUAUGAGAUGAAGGAUGGCCUAAGGGUCCUUAAUGGCCCUUUAAUUUUAUGGAGGCAUGUCAAAGCAUUCUUCUUUAUCUCUUCUCAAACUGGCAAAGUUGUUAGUUUGUCAGGUAACUUUUCCUCUAUUCACUGGGCAGGGGAGAUUGAAAAUUUAGGUAUGGUUUUAUUGGGACUAAAGGAAUGUUGUUUAUCUGAGGAAGAAUGUACUCAAGAGCCUUCAAAAUCAGAUUAUGCAAUUUGGAAUACCAAAUUUUGUGUAUAUUCUCUUGAAAGUCAAGAAGUAUUAAGUGACACAUACAUUAUUCCUCCUGCUUACAGCAGUGUGGUGACUUGUGUACAUAUUUGUGCAACUGAGAUCAUCAACAACCAGUUAAGAAUAUCUCUCAUUGCCCUUACUCGAAAGAAUCAGCUGAUUUCAUUUCAGAAUGGAACUCCUAAAAGUGUGUGCCAGCUUCCAUUUGGAGAUCCUUGUGCAGUUCAACUUAUGGAUUCGGGUGGAGGAAACCUCUUUUUCGUUGUAUCCUUUAUAUCCAAUAAUGCUUGUGCUGUAUGGAAAGAGAGCUUUCAGGUUGCUGCUAAAUGGGAAAAACUUAGCUUAGUACUGAUAGAUGACUUUAUUGGAAGUGGAACUGAACAAGUACUCCUACUUUUUAAGGACUCCUUGAACUCAGAUUGCCUGACUUCAUUUAAAAUAACGGAUCUUGGAAAAAUAAACUAUUCAAGUGAACCAUCGGAUUGCAAUGAAGAUGACUUAUUUGAAGACAAACAAGAGAAUCGUUACCUCGUGGUUCCACCUCUAGAAACAGGACUGAAAGUUUGUUUUUCUUCUUUUCGGGAAUUACGGCAGCAUCUCUUGCUUAAGGAAAAAAUUAUUUCAAAAUCUUACAAAGCUUUAAUAAACCUGGUUCAAGGAAAAGAUGAUAAUACAUCAAGUGCAGAGGAGGAAUGUCUUGUUCCUCUUUGUGGUGAAGAAGAAAAUUCUGUCCAUAUCUUAGAUGAAAAGUUAUCAGACAAUUUUCAAGAUUCAGAACAGCUAGUAGAGAAGAUAUGGUAUCGUGUAAUGGAUGAUAGCUUGGUUGUUGGAGUGAAAACUACAUCUUCUUUGAAGCUGUCCCUGAAUGAUGUGACUUUAUCAUUGUUAAUGGAUCAAGCCCAUGACUCCAGAUUUCGGCUUCUUAAGUGUCAAAAUAGAGUGAUUAAGUUGAGUACAAAUCCUUUCCCAGCACCAUACUUGAUGCCGUGUGAAAUAGGAUUGGAAGCAAAAAGGGUCAAGUUGACCCCUGAUAGCGAGAAAGAGGAAAGCUUUGUUUGUGGACACCCAUCUAAGAAAGAGUGUGUACAGAUAAUUACUGCUGUAACAUCUCUUUCACCACUUUUAGCAUUCAGUAAAUUUUGUUGCACUGUACUGCUACAAAUUAUGGAGAGAGAAAGUGGUAACUGUCCUAAAGAUCGUUAUGUUGUGUGUGGCAGAGUUUUUUUAAGUCUAGAAGAUCUUUCAACUGGGAAGUACCUACUGACAUUUCCAAAGAAGAAACCUAUAGAGCACGUGGAAGAUCUUUUUGCACUUCUUGCAGCAUUCCACAAAUCUUGUUUUCAAAUCACAUCACCCAGCUAUGCCCUGAAUUCAAUGAAGGUGUGGCUCUUAGAACAUAUGAAAUGUGAAAUAAUCAAAGAAUUUCCAGAAGUGUACUUUUGUGAAAGGCCGGGAAGUUUCUAUGGGACACUCUUCACUUGGAAACAGAGAACACCAUUUGAAGGGAUUUUAAUAAUCUAUUCCAGGAAUCAAACAGUUAUGUUCCAGUGCCUUCAUAAUCUCAUCAGAAUUCUCCCUAUAAACUGUUUCCUCAAAAAUCUAAAAUCAGGAAGUGAGAAUUUCCUAAUUGAUAAUAUGGCAUUUACUUUGGAGAAGGAACUAGUCACCCUUAGUUCUCUUUCUUCUGCCAUAGCUAAAGAUGAAAGCAAUUUUAUGCAGAGGUGUGAAGUGAGCAAAGGAAAGAGUAGUGUCGUCGCACCUGCUUUAUCAGACAGAAGGGAAAAUACCCAUCCCUACAGAAAAGAACUUCAGAGAGAAAAGAAGAAAAUGUUGCAAACGAACCUAAAAGGUCUCACUCUGUUUCCCAGGCUGGAGUGCACUGGCACAAUCUCGGCUCACUGCAGCCUCUACCUCCCAGCACAAGUGAUCCUCCCACCUCAGCAUCCCCGAGUAGCUGGAACCACAGGUUAUUGUUCAUGCCUUAUGUAAGUAAUCAUUGUGGAAGGAAGGAUAUGUUUUCUUUAAUUCCUAAAUGAGAAAUUACUCUGAACGCAGAAGCAGUGGGAAGAUGAUGAUUGUACAAUGCCUAAUAUCCUUUAUUCAUUAAGACUUACACUAAAAGAACCCAACUCAAAACAAAUUUACACAUGAAAGACAUAUAAUGGUUGUUGUAACCAAUGGAAAGCAUUCAAGCUUGAGUCAGUUUGAUUCAGCAGCUUAGCAGGAUAUUAAGAAGAUUGUCAGCUUCCUCCUAAAGUUGGCCCCCCACAUGUUAUGGAAGGGCUGAAACACUUCCAGGAUACACAUCUGCGCACCACUCCAUCCAGAAGAGAGCUUUAUGGAAGAGUGAAGAACCUUCUUUUCCAAAGGAAAAUCUUCCCUCAUGUUUUACUGCCCCACGUUCAUUCACACAUUCAAUCAUGAACUAGUAUCUGUGGCCAGUUGAAUACCCUGUAUUAAUUGGCUUAGGCUUGAAGAUAGGGAAACUUCACAUUUUACUGUUUACUACUACUACAGUUUUUUGUGUAGGCAUUUAUUUAUGGGUUGAAUUAUGUCCCCCCAAAAAGAUAUGCUGAGGUUCUAACUCCUGGUACUUCAGAAUAUGGCCUUGUUUAGAAAUAGGGUUGUUGCAGAUGUGGUUGAGAUAAGGUCAUACUGGAGGAGGGUGGGCUGCAUUCCAGUGACUCAUGGUGUCCUUUUGAGAAGAUGGCCACGUUAAUACAGAGACACAGGGAAAAUGCUCAUGACAAGGCAGGGACUGGAGUUAUGUAGCUGCAAGCCAAAUAUUUCCUGCAAAUCACCAGAAAGUAGGAAGAGGUAAGAAAGGUUUCAGAGGGAGCCUGGCCCUGAUUUCAGACUUUUAGCCUCCAGAACUGAGGAACAAUAAAUUUCUGUUGUUUUAA
This is a messenger RNA of Symphalangus syndactylus (siamang), 3830 nucleotides long. It is a transcript of the gene FANCB, whose product is annotated as FA complementation group B. NCBI's taxonomy places the organism in Eukaryota, Metazoa, Chordata, Mammalia, Primates, Hylobatidae. Gene Ontology annotation, cellular component: Fanconi anaemia nuclear complex. Gene Ontology annotation, biological process: positive regulation of double-strand break repair via homologous recombination; interstrand cross-link repair; negative regulation of double-strand break repair via homologous recombination. The record is from RefSeq and is a predicted model, not a curated record.